This is a messenger RNA of Bufo gargarizans (Asiatic toad), 6281 nucleotides long. RefSeq names its product CDK5 regulatory subunit-associated protein 2-like. Gene Ontology annotation, molecular function: gamma-tubulin binding; transcription cis-regulatory region binding; microtubule binding. The transcript has a single exon. Lineage: Eukaryota; Metazoa; Chordata; Amphibia; Anura; Bufonidae. Gene Ontology annotation, cellular component: pericentriolar material; microtubule organizing center; microtubule plus-end. Gene Ontology annotation, biological process: chromosome segregation; regulation of mitotic cell cycle spindle assembly checkpoint; positive regulation of microtubule polymerization. The record is from RefSeq and is a predicted model, not a curated record. The coding region runs from base 117 to 4574 and encodes 1485 amino acids.
CUGAACGCGCACGUUAACUCUUUAGUGGACGCGCUCGUCACACAAGAUGGCGGCGGUUUAAACCGUGGACGCGGUGACCGUUAUAACGAUCCAUUCCUAGCGCCGCCGCGUGCAGCAUGGAGGGCACAGCCGCAGGAGAGAACGGGAAAAUCAGCGGCGGCGGCUCCGUGACUGAAGGUGAGAGACAUUACUACAAGACUGCCAGUGAGAGAGACGCUCAGUCAGUGGAGAGACAUCCCCUCAUAACGGAGAGGAGAGACCAGGGAGAUGAGGGCUCUGUGGAGACACAUGGCCUGGGCAGGAGACAUGGCCCAGACUCCUCUAAAGACGAGACGGCCCGGAGUGGUUAUGAGAGGGCUUGGCAUGCCUUGUCAGGCUAUGAGAGGGCUCCGUCCCCCACCUCCAUGUAUGACGGUGCCCCCCACCCAAUUUCAGACUACGAGCGGCUGCCGGUGGACCGGGCUCACACCAUGAAGGACUUCGAAAAACAGAUCACGGAUCUGAAGAAGGAGAACUUCAACCUGAAGCUCCGCAUCUACUUCUUGGAGGAGCAGGUGCAGCGGCAGUACGAGACCAGCAGCGACGAGCUCCACCGCAUGAACAUCGAGCUCAAGGUGGAGGUGGAGAGCCUCAAGCAUGACUUCCAGGAGAAGCACAACCUGCUGGUCCGAGCCUCCAAGGCCAUGGAGGGUCUGGCCGGUGAACACGACCUGACCGUCCAGCGCUUACAGGAAGAGCACCUCCGACGCCUGCAGGACAUGGAAGGAGCCCACAGCCAUGCCGUCCAUCUGCUGGAAAACCAAAUACAGCACGAGAAAGCAGAGCUGGAAAAGAUGUGUGUGCUGCUCGACCAGGAGCGGAUGCAGUGGUUCACCACUGAGGAAAGACUGCUGUCGGUCAAUGAGCAGUAUACCAAGAGCAUGAAGAUCCUGGAGGAGAGAGACUGGAUUAUACAAUGUCUAAACGAGACCGUACACUCCAAAGACGCUCUCAUAGCCCAGCUGGAGAAGCAGAUUGCCUCCAUGAUGAAGAGUGAAGCAUCCAGUGACCAGCCUGGGAAGAACGCAAGUAACCUGUACCGGGAGAGUGAAGGUUUAUUAGAACCAACAUGUAAUGGAGACAGGGUGGAUGGUAAAGAAGAGAACGUUAACGAGUGGCAGAGAAAGGUCAAAGAGAUGGGUAAUCUGAUCAAUGAGCUCCAGCAAAAGCUCGAAGCCAAUAAAGCCGGGUUUGCUGCAGAAGAGAAAAACUCCAUAAAAAGGGAUAAAGCUAUUCAAGGCCUGACCCUGGCCCUGAAGAAGAAAACCAAAGAGAACGACAAACUCCUGAAUGAAAUUGAUAAUCUUAAUGCCACUUUAGCUAAAGCACGAGACGUCGCCCAAGAGGUCCAGCUGCAAAGUGUCAAAGAAAAUGUUCAUCCCGAUUACAAGAAAUUGAUAUUCACACUUCAGGCUGAACAGGACAUGUAUAGCAGGCUACUGAAAUACGAGAGAGAGUCAGGAGGUCUCCAGAAAGAGAGGGAAGCCAUUGCUAUGCUACAGAGGUGGCUGGAGGAGAAUAUACAGGCUAACCAGGAACUCCGAAAGAUAAUGGAAGCUCAAAUCAUGGCCAAAUAUAAAGGAGAUGACAGCAUGUCUUUUCUUGGAGAUCAGACCUCGUAUUUAAGCAUUUGUCUUGAUCCCUUAGACCAAAAUGAGUAUUAUUUUGCUAGAGGUCUUUAUGGAAGAGACAUAUCUAAGAACAUAGACAUUCUUAGAGAAGAAGCUGGAACCCAAACACAAAGUGAAGUUUCAGCUUUGGCUGGAGAAAGUUCUAAACAUCAUCUGGACUAUAAGUCAGACUUGUCACUCAAUGAGAGGAGCACAAUCAAGGGAGAGAGUGGAGGGAAUGAUGGCACCCCAAUCAAAAACAGACAACACACAGUCUCUUCUGCUACGCAGACUGAUCCGGGGGCCUUCAUUGAAAAAUGCAUUGCUGUCAAUGUUAAUAGUUUUCCAAAAGACAAUUCCGAAUUGUUGUGGACCCUUCAAGAUGGAGAACUUAACCUCCUAUCACAGAGACUUCCCCAGAAAUUAAGUUAUAGCCCCUGUGAAAUCAAUAGACAUAAACAAGGAGAGGUUUAUAACCUCACCCAAAAUGCUAAGAAAUCCAGGCUUCCAGUUCUGGUAAAAUCUUCCCUGAAUACAAAGCCCAAGACUCAGGUUGCACUGACCCCUGCCAAUGAAAAUGAUCAAAGUUGUCCUGAGGAGUUACAGAUGGAAAACCGAAAACGGAAAAAGAUGAAAGUUGAGGCAUAUAAUGAAAAUAGAGACUUGGUGAAUGAGAACGCAAUACUUGACCGAAAUAACCCAGGCCAGGAGCAGAGGGAUCCUGCAGAGACAGCUGAACACACAGAUUUGAUGCGAGCAGAAUGUGAGAUAACGACACUUAAAGAAAAAAGAGAAAUGUUGAAAUGUAUGGAAUCUGAGUUGCAUAACUCCAAGCAGAGAGAGUCUACAGAAGAAGCCUUCAAAGAACUACAAGCAGAGAAUUACCGGCUGUCUAAAGAGCUAACACAGGCAGAAAAGAAGAUUGAGACACUCGAAGCUAAUGAUGGCUUUAAACGUGAGGACCCUGUCCCUGAUGUAUCAAUCUCCAACAAGGUGCAUAUGGAGUCUACAGACCAAGAGCUACAGGAGGAGAAUUAUCGGCUCUCUGAACAGCUAAAACUGGCACAAAUAGAGAUCAAGACACUUAAGGCCAAUGAAAACUUGAUAAAACAUAAGGAUCCUGUGUACGAUGUAUCAAGCUCCAACCAGGUGCAUGUGGAGUCUAUAGACCUGGCUUUGCAGAAAGAGCUAAAUGUAGAAAAUCACAGCCUCUCAGAACAUUUAGAAAAAGCAAAAAUAAAGAUCGAGACAAUUAAAGCCAGUGAAGAAUUAUGGAGAUGUAAAUCCUCUGAACGUGACCUAAAUGGCUCUACAGAUGAGCAGGGAAGGUCACCAGAACAAACCCUACAGAAAGAACCACCGGUGGAGAUUUUCCAGCGUUCAGAACAGCUAAAACGAGCACAAGUGAAGACACUUGCAGCAAAUGAAUUGAGAGAACACACGGAUGCUGUUCCUAAGUUAGCUCACUCCUUCAAAGACCAGAUGGAGUUUACAGAUCAAACUCUACAGAAGGAGCUACAGGCAGAGAACCACUGGCUCUCCGAACAGCUAAAAAACGCACAAAUGGAGAUCAAGAAGCUCAAAGCAGAUGCAGCAUUGAUAAGCAGUAAGGAUAUUGUGCCUGAUACAUCAGGUUUCAAGGUACAGUUGGAGUCUACAGACCAAUCUUUAGAGAAAGAGCUACAGGCAGAGAAUUACCGGCUCUCUGAACAGCUAAAACAAGCACAGAUGAAGAUUAAUCAACUCCAAGAAGAACAAAGGUCGACCGGCAGCAGCAAUGACUCCUUGAAGCUUCACGGUUCAGAUGCAGAUGAUGAUCUUUCUGAACAAUCCUUUUUAGAUAAAACCAUCACUAACUCUGUCAACGUUAGCAAGGUCGAUGCCACGUCAGAUUUUGGUGAUGAAGUUUGUAGGCCUAAUGUACAUAGUCAGAAUGCUGUUGCACUACGCUGUCAUCAUGAUAAUCACUGUGGGGAGUGUGCCAACAAUAGAGGAAUUCUUUCACUGCCAACUUCAGAUUCUAAAAGGGCAUCCACCAUGCACACGUCUCCUCAGUUUUCUAAAGUGUCCUCAGGAAGGUCAUUUGAAGACACCACAUCUCUUUCAAAAUACAAUUUAUUAGUGCAGUCUCAAGCACGAGAGCUGUCACUUCAGAGACAGAAAAUUAAGGAGAGUCACAACCUAAGUGUUGUAUGUUCAAAGAAUUUCUACAACAUUCUGAAUACUUUUGAGAACCUGAUCCCAGCCAGCGCCUUGGACUCGAAUAUCACUCUGGGAUUUCAGGAGCAGAUCACUCAGACUGUAGAUUGGCUGAAAGAGCUGGAGUACAAACUCAGUGAUGCCCUCUAUGGGGAGGAAGAUGCUUACAGCGACCAUUCUGUUGACAGCUUGCUGCACACCCCAUCGCGCUUGGUCCCUGGACAUCGAAUGUGGGCAGACAAGCAUGGAUGCCAUGUGCUGGGCUUAGUAGAAGACUACAAUGCUUUACGUAAACAAAUUUUGGAAGCAAGAAAUGUCCUACAGGAAAUGGAGGCUUUAAUCGACGUUGGGGUAGAGACUGCAGUUCUCAAUAUGACGGAGCAUUUUGGGAAUAUAUUUUUUGAGAAACUUACAAAAACAAAGCAGUCACUGGAGGAUGCCGGGUGUUUGAUGAAGCUGUUGUGGAGAGUCUCCUUACCCAUACAGAUUCACAGCCCAUACAGCAUUAACCAAGAAGAAGAGGCAAACCUGGAGAUCAUUCGGCUUCGUAAGAGGGUUUUAGAGCAAGAGAAGUUGUUAUCUGGCAUGGUCAAGAGAGUCUACUCCGAGAACCAGAUGAAGGAGGACAUUGAGAAACUCAUUCUAAACCAGUUGGCCAUGACCCAUGAUAUUUUAAAGAGAGCCAAAGGCAAUUUAGAGGUUCAAGUGGUUGAUAAACACCACUGAUUAGCCAGAUAUGACUUCUGGAGGCCAUCUGUAUGGGUUUGUAUGUAUAGCUACAUAUACUGCCAUAUUGUUGCAUUAUUAUAUGUAAACCUGCUUGGUAGUGGCUCAUAGGUUUUUAUAAUUUUAUAGUCUAUGCCCAUAAUGGCUAACCUCCGGCACUCCAGCUGUGGUACGACUCCCAGCAUGCUCCAUUCAUUUCUAUAGAGUUCUGAGAACAGCCAAACAAGUGUGCCUCUUGGGAGUCGUAGUUUUACCACAGCUGGAGUGCCGGAGGUUAGCCAUCACAGGUCUAUGCUGUUUCUUCCUUGUAAUAUAUUUUACCUGUUAAGUUCCUUGUAAAGUUUUAAGUUAAUGGAAUCUGUAUAUGAAAUAAGUGGAAUCCUGAAGGACCCUUGUGCAGCCGUGUUUUCUGCUUUCAUUUUGCAUUGCAGUUCCUACAAGUGUCCACUAGAUGGCAGCACAUACAUGUUACUGGUGAUGUACAGCAUAGGAAGGUGUCUGUCCAUUGCUGCAGUUAUAAUACUAGAGGAGGUUAGAUGGUGAAAGUGUCGCCCGCGGCCGUACCAGUGUGUUCUCCGUGCACCGUCAUGGAUGCAUGAUGUGGUUAUUAUUAUUUAAAAGUGCCAAUAAUUAAUAUAGAAAUACAAGAAACCAUUAAGGCUGGUACAAAGGGAGAGAGCAUCCUACCCGCAAGAGCUUGCAAUCUUAUUUAUUCCUUCUCAGAUUCACACAUUUAGAUCAUGAAGGAAGGAAAAGUACUUGAUAGCUUUUCUAUUUUUCAUUUAUAAAGCUGCAUUGGCCUUAAAGGGCUUCUUCAAGAUGGCCAGGCUGGGUGCAAAUAUAUAUAUAUAUAUAUAUAUAUAUAUAUAUAUAUAUAUAUAUAAAUAAGACUAACCUGGCACUCCGGAUCCAGGGCUAAUCUCCCUUCUCCUCCGUGUCCGGUCUGGAGGUGUCACGUGCCGGCAGCACAGAUGAGCGCCCACAUCCACUCCAGUGGGGACUGGAAGCAGAAAGUUGUGCUGGAUCUGGAGCACUGGUGACAGGGGACCCUGCCUGUCCAUCUGAAAAGGGGCUCCCGAUCUUGGAGAACCCCUUUAAAGGGAAUCUCCAACUCCUAAAACCAUAUUUUGUUAGAUCCAACCCUCUUUAUAGCGGCUGGAGCUCAGUGUUUUCUGAGACAGAGCUCCAGAUCCUCUACCUAGUCAGAGAAAGAUUGCCUGUCACCACCCCAUAAUUGUGUUACCUUAAAGGGGUUGUCCAGCCUUUAGACUUUUUAAAGGGGUUUUCCGAGUGUAAAAUAUUGAUGCACCAUUUUCAGGUUCAGUCAUCAGUAUUUUAGUUCUGGAAAACUCUUUUCAAUAAAAGUAGCAAGCUAGGUCAUCAAUAUUUGAUCUGUGGGGGUCUGAAUCCCGGCACCCUGGGCGAUCAGCUGUCUGAGAGGGCCGCAGUCCUUGGGAGUCAGACCCCCACUGACCGGAUAUUGAUGACUCCUCAUGAGGAUCCGGAAACCCUUUUAAAUGUCAGCAGAUUGUUGUACCUGUUGAAAAUAAAUGCUUUUCCAGCUCCCUUCUGCGGUCUUCUGGUCCCAAACCUGUGAAGUUCUGGACAGAGAGGAUCUCAUGUACUGCUGCAGCCAAUGCCUGGCCUCAAUGGUGAGACGUCUUCUACUGAUGUUUCUAAAAAGCCGGAUAAACCCUGUACGGAGGA